Molecule: messenger RNA, 2710 nt
Organism: Arvicanthis niloticus (Nile rat)
Lineage: Eukaryota; Metazoa; Chordata; Mammalia; Rodentia; Muridae
Source: RefSeq, a predicted model, not a curated record
UCCGGGACCUUGCAGAAACGUGAAAACUCCCUUAAGCCGCAGGUGCCGCGCAGGGCAUCCUGGAAGAGGCAGCGGCGGGAACCGCAGCCUGGCGACCCUGCAACCUCCCAGGUCUCACUGAUGAUGUGGAACAAAGAGCCCUGGAUGGUGAAGAGACAAGAGACAGACAGUAGCAAAGGAUCCAGGUACAAAAGUGCAGUAAGAGGAAACCCAGAGAAGGACAAUAGAGAGAAAUGGCUGGUUCUCCGAUAAAUACAUUCCAGGGUCGGUUCACAUUUCGAGAUGUGUCUGUGGACUUCUCCCAGGAGGAGUGGGAAUGCCUGGACUCUGCUCAGAGGGCUUUGUACAUUGAUGUGAUGUUGGAGAAUUACAGCAACCUGGUCUCUGUCGGUAUUAUUGUAUGCAAGACAAACCUGCUCCCCUGUCUGGAGCAAAUGUGCAUACCCUGGAAUAUGAAGAGAGAAGAGAUGGUGGCUAGACCAGGUAGAGAGAACUAUCGAAUGUGCAGUGAAUCUGAGAAGGUCUUGGAUCAAGACUCAAAGAGUAUCAUCUAUGAGCAUGUGGAUAUGCAGUGGAAGCCUAGUGACUGUAAGGAACUUGGCAAAAUGCUUCAUGAAUCCUCCGGAUGGAUACUUUGCAAAACAAAUACUACUCCAGAAAUCUGCAACAAAUACAGAUUUGGUAACCACAGGGAUGCCUGUAUUGAAUCAACAAACCUCAGUAGACAUAAAAGUAUGCACACUGGAGAAGAACCUUGCAAAUACAAAGACUAUGGCAAAGUUUUAAGUUUAUUUUCAAACAUAAGUCAGAGUCAUGGAAUCUACAUAGGAGAGAAAGAAUAUAAAGAAUAUGAUAAAACUUUUGGCUCUACCUCAAAACUUGUUCAGCUAAGAAUCCAUAGUGGAGAAAAACCACAGAAGUGUAUGAAAUGGAGAACAGGAUUCAAGACCUGCUCAAGCCUUAGUAAACAUCAGAGAACUUAUAUUGGAGAGGAACUGUGGAUAUACACAGAAUGUGACAAGGUCUUUAGGUGGUUGUCAGAUCUUAAAACCCAUUACAAAAUUCAUCCUGGAGAAAAGCCUUUCAAAUGUAAGGAAUGUGACAGAUCUUUUACCCUCUGCUCUUCUCUUAGAGAACAUCAGAACAUCCAUGAGAGAAAAUUGUACAAAUGUUGGGAAUGUAACAAAUCCUUUACCCGGUGCUCAUCUCUUAGAGCACAUGAGAAAAUUCAUACUGGAGAAAAACCUUUCAGAUGUAAGGAAUGUAUUAAGUCUUUUUAUAUGCUGUCCCAGCUUAGAAAACAUGCCAAAACACAUACUGGAGAGAAACCAUACAAAUGUAAGGAAUGUGACAAAUCUUUUACCUACUCCUCAUCUCUUAGAGAACAUCAGAACGUGCAUGCUGGAAAACUAUAUAAAUGUCAGGAAUGUGACAAAUACUUUACCCGGGGCUCAUCUCUUAGAGCACAUGAGAAAAUUCACACUGGAGAGAAACCUUUCAAAUGUAAAGAAUGUGGUAAGUCCUUUUACAUGUUGUCCCAACUUAGAAAACAUGCCAGAACACAUACUGGAGAGAAACCAUACAAAUGCAAGGAGUGUGAGAAAUCCUUUACCCAGUGUUCAACCCUUAGAAUACAUCAGAAAAUUCAUGCUGGAGAGAAACCCUACAAAUGUAAAGAAUGUGGUAAGUGCUUUUAUAAGUUGUCAUACCUUAAAGUCCAUUACAGGACUCAUACUGGAGAUAAGCCUUACCAAUGUAAAGAAUGUGGUAAGGACUUUUCCCAGUUAUCCUGUCUUAAAAGCCAUGAAAGAAUCCAUACAGGUGAGAAACCUUACAAAUGCAGUGAAUGUGACAAAUCCUUUACACACAGCUCAACUUGUAGGAGACAUCAGAGCACUCAUGCUGCAAAGCUCUACAAAUGUGAGGGAUGUGACAAAUCCUUUGCCAAACAGUCAUCUCUCACAACACAUCAGAAAGUCCAUGCAGGAGAGAAACCUCAUGCUUGUAAAGAAUGUGGUAAGGCCUUCUAUCAACUAUCACAUCUCAAAGUUCAUAACAGAAUCCAUACUGGAGAGAAACCUAACAAAUGUGAUCAGUGUGAUAAAUCGUUUACAAAAUGUUCAUCUCUCAGAACACAUCAGAAAAUUCAUGCAGGAGAGAAACCUCAUGCUUGUAAAGAAUGUGGUAAGGCCUUCUAUCACUUAUCACACCUUAACAUCCAUUACAGAACUCAUACCGGAGAGAAACCUUACAAAUGUAGUGAAUGUGACAAAUCCUUUACCACAUUGGCAAAUCUUAGAAGACAUCACAAAAUUCAUACUGGGGAAAAAACUUUCCAUAAUAAAUAAUAUGGUGUAUACUUUUUCCAGAGCACUGUCCUUAGGGACAACUGCAGGUUUCAACCCAGAGAAACAUGAACAUGAGAAACCUGGGAAGGCCUUUAUGGAAUGUUUAAAUCUUAGAAAAUAUCAAGAGUUUAUACUGAGGAAAAUUCUGAAAUGUUACACUAUUGGAAGUCUGUCAUUAAAACAUUUUACUUGUUCAACCUCCAAAAAUUCAUACUGAAGACAGUGUGUCUUAAUCUAAAGAAUGUCACCAAGCCUUUAAAAGUUAUUCCCUGAAAUGACAUACAGCAGAAAAUUCAAUUAGAAAUCAUAUACAUGUUUGCCAUUGUGCUAUAUUCAUGUCUCGAUGCACACUAGAAAUUCUU